Molecule: messenger RNA, 1424 nt
Organism: Trifolium pratense (red clover)
Lineage: Eukaryota; Viridiplantae; Streptophyta; Magnoliopsida; Fabales; Fabaceae
Product: protein ABIL1
Exons: 9
Coding region: 234-1157 (307 amino acids)
Source: RefSeq, a predicted model, not a curated record
GAAGUGGAAGUUGGUUUCAACUAACUCACCUGCCACGUGGCACUUUCAUUAAAUAAUCUCUCUCUCUCUUGCAAUUCUUUAUUAAUGCAUUAAUCAUAAGAUCAUCAAUGGCGGUAGUUCUACUGCAUUUUUUCUAAAAUCACAUUCUUCUUUUGCAAUUUUCAAUUUGAUUUCAUUAAUCAAAGUUGUUAAAUAGUUAGUUGAGUUAGUUACGUUUUCCGUUAUAGCUAACCAUGGAGUUGCAGCAUCCAACGACAACGUUUCAUAACUCCGCCAUGACCUUCGAUGAAGUUUCCAUGGAACGCAGCAAGAGCUUCGUCAACGCCUUGCAGGAACUCAAGAACCUGAGGCCUCAACUUUAUUCUGCUGCAGAAUACUGUGAAAAAUCUUACCUACAUAGUGAACAAAAACAAAUGGUACUUGACAACCUGAAAGAUUAUGCUGUAAGAGCCCUUGUGAAUGCUGUUGAUCAUCUUGGAACUGUUGCAUACAAGUUAACUGACCUUCUCGAGCAGCACACAUUGGAUGUCUCAACUAUGGAUUUGAAGGUCUCUACGAUAAAUCAGAAACUUCUUACAUGCCAAAUUUACACGGAUAAAGAAGGUCUUCGGCAGCAGCAAUUAUUGGCUUUCAUUCCCAGACAUCAUAAGCACUAUAUUUUGCCAAAUUCUGUCAAUAAAAAGGUACAUUUCAGUCCACACAUACAGAUUGAUGCAAAACAGAAUUCAUUUCAAACCAGAACUCGUAUUCAAUCUUCAGGUCCCCCUCCAGCGAAAACUCUUUCAUGGCAUUUAGCAUCAGAGACUAAGUCUACAUUGAAAGGGACUCCGCAGGCUUCCCCAAACAUCGAGAACCCAAAGUUUGCUGCCAAAGCCUCUGGAUUUUUCCACCUUUUAGAUAAUGAAGAGAACACCUGGACGAAAUCUUCACCAGCACAAAUUCACUUAUCGAAUGGAGUUCCUACUUCUAGCAUACCUGUGCAAACUUUGGGUGGCACACGCAGGGAUGCAUUGGAUGGCUCCAAACCAUUGACAGGGUUCAGGUCACUUGACAAUGGAAAUCGCCGUGCCCAAACCCCUACUCGCAGCAAAAGUGUGCUAUCAGCUUUCUUUGUCAAGCAGAAAACGCCAAAAUUGAAGACUGGUUCUUUCUCAUGAUUCAUAAUACCUCCUAAGGAUGUGUAGAUGUACUGUUUUUUAGAUAUAAAUGAUUGGAGAUGCUCCUUUAUUCAACCUGGAUGCUUAAUUCUUUUUCCUUUAACUAUGCUCAGAGAUCAGAAUUAUUUAGCUUUUGGUUCAAGCCUUUGAAUAAUGAUAUUGAAUUGUAUAGUAAUUGGCAAUGGUAAUGGUUGGGAUCUUGGUCUUCUACUCGCUCAAUGUAAACCCAUGUGUAUUGUGAUCUAUAUACUCCUAUUCUUUUCUUCA